Juglans microcarpa x Juglans regia is the source of this 3190-nucleotide messenger RNA. Its product is annotated as cucumisin-like. The record is from RefSeq and is a predicted model, not a curated record. The transcript is spliced from 12 exons. Gene Ontology annotation, biological process: proteolysis. Gene Ontology annotation, molecular function: serine-type endopeptidase activity. The coding region runs from base 1 to 3036 and encodes 1011 amino acids. Lineage: Eukaryota; Viridiplantae; Streptophyta; Magnoliopsida; Fagales; Juglandaceae.
AUGGGAUAUUUUGAGAGAUCGAGGGGUUUCAAGUUUUAUUGCCCUUCAAGUAAUACCAUUAUUGAGAUAGAUAAUGCCAAAUUCAUUGAGGAUAUUCAGGAUAGUGGGAGUUCACAACCCAAAAAUAUUGUAUUUGAAGAUGAACAUAUUGAAAUACCUCUGAAAAAUACUGAUGGCGAUGAGAUGGUCACACCUGUCUUAGUACAGGAUGCAGAUGCGGAUCAUCAAAUCAUUUCUGAGUUGCCUUUAACUAAUAUGGAAGAACCUGAGCAGCCUCAACAAGAAGUGUCAUUAAGGAGAUCAAAUAGGGAGAAAAGAUCAGCAAUUGUAAAUGAUUACAGUGUUUAUCUCCAAGAGCAUGAGUUUGAUAUAGGAUUAGAAGAUGUAGGCAUCUCGCCAAUGAGGGCGUAUGUCGAGAAAACACUUAGUAGGUUUGACAUGCAAAAUUGUGCAUUUGAGGAUGCACCCAUUGCAAAAGGUGACAGGUUAAGUUUGCUCCAUUGCUUAAAGAACAAUAUUGAAAAGAAACAAAUGGAGGAUAUCCCUUAUGCAUCAGCUAUAGGGAGCCUCAUGUAUGCUCAAGUUUGCACACACCCAGAUAUUGUAUAUACAGUUGGAAUACUUGACAAAUAUUUGAGUAAUCCAGGCAUAGAUCAUUGGAAAGUUGCUAAAAGGGUAAUGUGGUACUUGCAAAGAACAAAAGAUUAUAUGCUCACAUAUGAGAGGUUAGAACAUCUUGAGAUCGUUGGAUUCUCAGACUCCGAUUUUGUUGGUUGCCUCGAUAGUAGAGAUCCACUUCAGGCUCUUCUGCAAAGCUGCCAUGGCGGCCAGGAAAGAAAGGUAGAUAUCGUUCUUUGCCUAGUCUACAUUGUAUACAUGGGAGAGCGGCCUCAAGGAGACUUUUCUGUUGCAUCAACGCACCAUUCCAUGCUCGAAGGAGUACUCGGAAGUACUUCAUUGGCCAAAGAGUCGCUAAUUUACAGUUAUGGGAGGAGUUUCAACGGAUUUGCUGCCAAGUUGACCGACGAAGAAGUUGGCAAGUUGUCAGAAAUGCAAGGUGUUGUUUCAGUACUUCCAAACCAUAAAUUAAAGCUUCACACUACAAGGUCAUGGGAUUUUGUGGGUCUCCCAAUUAGAAGCAAAGUUGCAGGCCAUCAAGGGGAUAUCAUUAUAGGGCUUCUUGAUACAGGAAUCUGGCCAGAGUCUGAAAGCUUUAAUGAUGAAGGGCUUAGCUCACCACCCAGAAAAUGGAAGGGUAUAUGCCAUGGUGCAAACUUCACCUGCAACAAAAAGAUCAUUGGAGGCCGUUUCUACAACAUCGACCAGUCAUUCGAGAGCACUGACUUCAUAUCUCCAAGAGAUUCUGAGGGUCAUGGAACCCAUACUUCCUCCACAGCUGCAGGAAGGAAGAUAGCAAGCGCAAGCUACUAUGGGCUAGCAAAUGGAACUGCGAGAGGUGGAGUUCCAAGUGCAAGGAUCGCCAUGUAUAAAGUUUGCUGGUCAACCGGAUGUUCCUCAGCAGAUAUCAUGGCAGCAUAUGACGAUGCAAUAGCAGAUGGAGUUGACAUUAUUUCAGUGUCCAUUGGUUUUGACGAGGUCGUCCAAUAUUUUGAAGACCCAAUUGCUAUUGGGGCUUUCCACGCCAUGAGAAAAGGGAUUUUGACCUCUGCUUCUGCUGGAAACAAAGGGCCAACCCCAUCAACCAUCUCCAAUUAUGCACCUUGGAUUCUCACUGUUGCAGCCAACACCAUUGACAGAAAAUUUGUUUCCCAAGUUGUGCUUGGCAACGGACAAGUAUACACCGGACUCUCCAUCAAUAGCUUUGAUCUAUAUGGAAAAUCAUUUCCCUUGAUUUGGGGUGGAGAUGCUGCAAACUACUCUGCAGGUUUUGACCCGGAGAUUUCAAAAUCCUGCUCCCCAGGUUCUCUUAAUUCAUACAAAGUUGAAGGAAAGAUUGUCUUGUGUCGAAACCCCCAGGGUGACACUGGCGUUCUGAGCGCUAAUGGUGUGGGAAUCAUUAUGACCGACUCAUUCACCAACGAUUUUGCCUUCAGUUACUCGUUACCAGCAACACGGAUAAGCACAGACGAUGGCCUCAAAAUUCUGGACUACAUUAGAUCAACAGAAAACCCAAUCGCAACUAUUUUAGUUGGUGAGACUUGGAAGGACGUUGUGGCACCUUAUAUUGCAUCCUUUUCUUCUAGAGGACCAAGCCUUAUCACCCCAGACAUUCUCAAGCCGGAUCUCACCGCCCCCGGAGUGGACAUUCUUGCUGCUUGGUCUCCUGUGGCACCACCUUCCAAUGACUUUGAGGACACAAGGAGUGUUAAGUUCAAUAUAAUUUCUGGCACAUCUAUGGCUUGCCCUCAUGCUAGUGGUGCAGCUGCAUAUGUUAAGGCUGCCCAUCCCAACUGGUCGCCUGCUGCCAUUAAAUCUGCACUCAUGACCACAGUUCACAAGAUGGACCCAGAGAAGCAUGAAGACCUUGAAUUUGCGUAUGGAUCAGGUCACAUCAACCCAUCAAAAGCCAUAGACCCCGGGCUCGUCUAUGAUUCAUCUGAGGCAGACUACAUCGACUUCCUUUGCAAGCAGGGCUAUAAUAGCACCACAAUAAGACUCAUCACUGGAGACAACAGUAGUUUCUGCACCACCACUGUGCCUGAAAGAGGUUGGGGGCUUAACUAUCCCUCAUUCUCCCUACCUGUGGAAGAUGGCUCACCAAUUAAAGCUGUGUUCACUAGAACAGUCACCAACGUUGGCCCUCCAACCUCGACCUACACUCUCAGUUUUCACAUGCCUCCAUCUAUUGCUGUUGUAGUGAAGCCAUCUGUCCUGUCAUUCUCUGCCAUUGGAGAGAAGAAGAAGUUCAGAGUGAAGGUACAUGGCCCAAAGAUUGCACAACAGCCGGUCACAUCAGGAGAGAUCGUAUGGACUGAUGGAGUUCAUGUGGUGAGAAGCCCACUUGUGGUUUACACAGUUCUCCCUGGUUCAACAUUCUCCACCUUCCCAUCUCAGAAAGAGCCAAAUUUCAAUUAAGAUCCUUCCAUGUAUCAUAAGAAUAUAUAUGGGAUCCUUGUGCAAAAAAUAAAUCAACCCAUAUUUUCUUUCAUAUUAAUUGUUUUUUAUUUAUUUAUUUGAGACGGCUUCAGCUUCAGCUUUAAUUGUAUUGCCUUUACAAGGCUGAAAUAAA